Messenger RNA from Pisolithus orientalis, 1718 nucleotides. RefSeq names its product MATE efflux family protein. The transcript has 11 exons. Gene Ontology annotation, molecular function: xenobiotic transmembrane transporter activity; antiporter activity. Gene Ontology annotation, cellular component: membrane. The record is from RefSeq and is a predicted model, not a curated record. The coding region runs from base 29 to 1558 and encodes 509 amino acids. Gene Ontology annotation, biological process: xenobiotic detoxification by transmembrane export across the plasma membrane. NCBI's taxonomy places the organism in Eukaryota, Fungi, Basidiomycota, Agaricomycetes, Boletales, Pisolithaceae.
CAAUUACCUCGCCCCCCUACCAGAUAAGAUGGAUGAGCACACACCUCUGUUGCAUCUCAGUCCUGAAAGCGCUAGCGAGGACACAAACGCUCAGCGUACUGGGGUAUCGAGCGUGUACCGUCGCAUUGGACCCCAGUUGGUGGGCUCGCUCAUUGUAGAUUCCAUCCCUGUUACUUUGUCGUACAUUUUACAGAAUUCCACACAGACAGUAUCAAUCCUUGUUACCGGACGCCUGGGACCUGAGGAACUGUCUGCCGCUGCAUUUUCCAUGAUGCUUGCCUUUGUGACUGGUUGGUGCGUCGCCCUCGGUGGUGGGUCAGCCUUGGAUACCCUUGGUAACCGCCCUACCGAUCUGUCCGUCCAUUUCCAGCGAUGUGUGAUCCUUUUGUGGCUGCUCUUUAUACCCGUCGCAAUUCUGUGGGCAUUCAUCGAGCCGGUACUAUUGGCUAUCGGGGAACCAGCACGUCUUUGCAAGGACGUGCAGGCCAUCAUGCGCAUCCUAAUCUUUGGAGCCCCUGGCUAUAUCGCCUUCGAGUCUCUCAAGAAAUACCUACAAUGUCAAGGCAUCAUGCGAGCCUCCACGAUCGUCUUGAUCCUGGUAUCUCCAAUUAACCUCGUGUUAAACAUCUUCUUCGUCCAUUACACUCCCCUCGGGAUGCUUGGAUGUCCUGUGGCGUUGUCUAUCACGUACUGGCUCUGCUUCAUCUUGCUGAUACUUGUCACGUUCCUAUCUCCGACCCACAAGGCGAAUGCAACCUGGGGAAGACUGCAACUUCAAGCAGUUAUGAACUUGAAAAGCUGCUUUGGCUUUCUCAAGCUUGCGUUGCCCGGUAUCCUCAUGGUUGGGACUGAGUGGGCUGCGUUCGAGAUAGUGGCCCUCGCAGCCGGCAAGUUGGGAGAGUUGUCGUUGGCCGCACAAUCGGUCAUUAUGACCACAGACCAGAUUAUUGCCACAAUACCAUUCAGCUUCGGCGUGGUCGCGUCCACCCGCGUCGGAAACCUACUUGGCGCACGCUCAGCGAUCGGCGCACGAAACGCGGCUCACGCGAGCGCACUAACCAGCGUUCUCGUAGGCUCUGCUAUAAUGACAGCCAUGCUGGCUGCGAGAAACGAUUUCGGCUACAUGUUCAGCGACGACGAAGACGUCGUGCGCCUGGUAAGUCAGGUUAUGCCCCUCCUGGCUUCGUUCCAGAUCGCCGAUGGCUUAGCCAAUGCAUGCGGAGGUACACUCCGUGGACAAGGCCGCCAACACCUGGGAGCGAUAUUCAACAUCAUCGCGUACUAUGUUCUUGCUUUACCGGUAGGAAUCACGCUGGCAUUUAGCACCCGUAUGCACCUAGGUUUGAAGGGUCUGUGGAUAGGAAAGUCCAUCUGUUUUGGGUCGGUGAGACGCCUGACUCAUAUGAUUCUAGGCCAGGUGAUUGGGUUGUUCACGGUUGGUGCCGCUGAAUACAUUGUUGUAUGGCUCGGCACCAACUGGGACAAAGAAGUGGAAAAAUCGGUCGUCCGGAACGCCGAGGAAGCGAAGAGGCGGACACUGUUGGAGCAGCAUGAGUAAAACACAGAUAGACUGACUGACUAACCGGAAAAAGUACUUUUCGCAAGUAGUAAGAGAUCCAUGAUUGUCGGCCGCAGGGAGGUUCACCAUGUAGAAAAAGCGUUCGGCAAUAAGACAGUUCUGUUUCCACGCGACAGCUCGGAUGAGUAAGAAAUGAUAA